This is a messenger RNA of Aedes aegypti (yellow fever mosquito), 900 nucleotides long. Its product is annotated as general odorant-binding protein 45-like. NCBI's taxonomy places the organism in Eukaryota, Metazoa, Arthropoda, Insecta, Diptera, Culicidae. The transcript has a single exon. Gene Ontology annotation, biological process: sensory perception of smell. Bases 1 to 900 code for a protein of 299 amino acids. Gene Ontology annotation, molecular function: odorant binding. The record is from RefSeq and is a predicted model, not a curated record.
AUGCAAGUGUUCGCUGCAAUAGUCAAGCUGGUUGCCAUCACCCUCGGUGCCAUCAUUGCUUCAAUUUCCUGCAUCGAAGAACACAGUGCCUCCCUCAAAAGUAUCCUCUCGUCAUCGGCAGAAUGUAACCUGUAUCUACCGACGGAGGCCUUAAGGCAAGAGUGUGGCACACGUUGCGUGUCGCUGGUCAACCGUAUCUGGAACGACACCAAUGGCCGCUUGUCGGAUACUAUCGGGAGAUUCUACGUCGAGGGUCCACAGGAUCCCUGCGCUCGCAAUCGUACACUUCAGUGCUUAGAACAGGUCACCGCUUCGAUCCCGCUCAGAAACAGUUGCCAGCUUGCGGACGCAUCCGUGAAUUGCUAUCGUAACAACUACGGUCAACUGGACGUUAAGAGUCCACGUUUCGUUGCGUUCUCGGAUGUUCAGCAGGUCCGGAUAUUGACGGAAUGUGCCGCAAUGCUGGGAGUUUGGGACAAGCUGACACAAGUGGUUCGGAACGGUUUGCAGAGUAUAUCGGAAGGGGCCUGUCUGCUGAGGUGCCUUCUGAUCCGACAGGGCUUGUACAGCGAUCAGAGGGGUCCGGACUUGAAGCGCGUUUCUGUGCAAUGUGGAGGGUAUGAAGGUUACGAGCAGGAAUGGCGCGCCAAUGUCACCAGAUGUGUGGCGGCAGUGCGUGCGGAAAGAAUCUGCGAUAAGUGCUUACAAGCGGAGCGCAUUGCCGUGGAUUGUCUUCAGAUGCAUCUUCAUCUGUAUGAGGUGCGAAGUCCGAAGCUUCGGCAGCAUAUUCCGUUUGGGGUGGAGUUUUAUACCGGAGCGAAUGCAGCUGCAGGCUCCGCUGCAGCAGCGCAAGCACAAGUCACUACGUACAUCACUGUUUACUACUAUUAUUGGUAUUGA